This is a messenger RNA of Echinostoma caproni, 582 nucleotides long. The record is from the annotation of a GenBank genome assembly. Lineage: Eukaryota; Metazoa; Platyhelminthes; Trematoda; Plagiorchiida; Echinostomatidae.
AUGGUGAAUUACUAUCGAACAGGAAGCGAUGCAAUGGAUGUCGAUCGAGUACAUCUCCCCGAAGUCAAUCGAACAUCUCCCGUACCCGGUCGGCAGAUCCCUCCGGAACGAAUCACCGUUUUGCGGGGCCAUGAUUCAGAAGCUUUUAUUUGCGCAUGGAAUCCUCGCAGCGACAUGCUAGCCUCAGGUUCUGGUGAUUCGACUGCACGGAUCUGGAAUCUAGAAGAGCAGUUGACUAAUCCUUUUCAAGUUCCGCAUUUGGUUCUCACUCAUUACGUCAACCGUGAUGGUCAAACCUUUCUGAGUAACAAGGACGUAACAUCUUUGGAUUGGAAUUCUGAUGGAAGUUUUCUAGCAACUGGUUCCUACGACGGGUAUGCGCGUGUAUGGCACAUUAAUAACCGGAUAGCGAUGACCCUUGGCCAGCACAAAGGACCCAUAUUUGCACUGAAGUGGAAUCGAAAAGGCAACUGCAUUCUUACUGAUGGAGUGGACAAGACGACCAUCAUCUGGGAGUCCCAAACUGGUCGCAUCGCUCAGCAGUUUUUCUUCCACACAGCUCCAACUCUGGACGUGGACUAG